Nomia melanderi (Alkali bee) is the source of this 3305-nucleotide messenger RNA. It is a transcript of the gene pins, whose product is annotated as G-protein-signaling modulator pins. Gene Ontology annotation, molecular function: G-protein alpha-subunit binding; GDP-dissociation inhibitor activity. The record is from RefSeq and is a predicted model, not a curated record. NCBI's taxonomy places the organism in Eukaryota, Metazoa, Arthropoda, Insecta, Hymenoptera, Halictidae. Gene Ontology annotation, biological process: establishment of mitotic spindle orientation. Gene Ontology annotation, cellular component: cell cortex.
UACGAUUGGCCGCCGCAUCAGCCAAGUGCAUCAAGCGCCAUUUGUUUGGACGCUCAAUUUUCGGUCAGUUGCAUUCGGAAAGUGCGGCGAUUAGGUGCUGAGUUAGAGGAAUGAGGGACGCGUAUUCUGUUCGUAGAAAGCACGCAGAUGCUGCUAUGUGAAAAAAUAAAUCGUGAGACGGAGAACCUGUGGACCACGAUGCAUAGAAAGUCUUGUGCGUUUAAUUAUUAUCGUAGCCCGAAUAAUCACCUAUUGUGCACAUAAGACUCGUGUUAUUUACGGUUGUGAAGCGGGGGGGAUCGAUUGUUAAUUUAUAAAGAAAACGAAGGCAAAAGGAGCACGAUGUCUUUAAGUGCGAGCGCAGAAAACUUAUCGUCCGAAGGGCAAAACAGUGAAAGGUGGAAUAUGUGCCUUGAACUGGCGCUAGAGGGUGAACGCCUAUGUAAGGCUGGAGAUUGCAAAUCUGGUGUUGCUUUCUUUCAAGCAGCAAUUCAAGCUGGCACAGAUGACUUAAGGAUAUUAAGUGCAAUUUACAGUCAGUUAGGAAAUGCAUACUUUUACCUGGGAGAUUAUGUGAAAGCAAUGCAGUAUCAUAAAUUGGAUUUGACGCUUGCACGUAACAUGGGAGACAAAUUGGGGGAAGCUAAAUCUAGUGGAAACUUAGGAAACACGUUGAAAGUUAUGGGAAAGUUCGAUGAGGCUAUGAUCUGUUGUAAAAGGCACUUAGAAAUUUCAAGAGAAAUUGGGGAUAAACUAAGCGAAGGAAGAGCUUUGUACAACUUAGGAAAUGUUUAUCACGCAAAAGGAAAGCAAGCUGGUAGAAUAGGCCAUCAAGAUCCUGGAGAAUUUUCUGAAGAUGUUAGACAGUGUCUACAACAAGCUGUUCGUUAUUAUGAAGAAAACCUAGAGCUAAUGAAAGAACUAGAAGAUUCUGCUGCUCAAGGUAGAGCAUGUGGGAAUCUGGGAAAUACCUUCUACCUGUUAGGUGAUUUUCAACAAGCAAUCUAUUAUCAUAAUGAGAGACUAAAAAUAGCUAGAGAGUUUGGAGAUAAAGCUGCUGAAAGAAGAGCAAACAGUAACUUGGGCAAUUCGCACAUAUUUCUUGGUGAAUUUGAAAAAGCUGCACAGCAUUAUAAAAGGACUCUAGAUCUUGCACAAGAUUUAGGAGAUAGAGAAGUGGAAGCACAAGCUUGUUAUUCUCUAGGAAAUACGUACACUCUCCUUAGGGAUUACCCAACUGCAAUAGAAUACCAUUUGUGGCAUCUUGAAAUAGCUCAACAACUUAAAGAUCGAGUAGGUGAAGGACGUGCCUGUUGGUCUUUGGGCAAUGCUUAUGCAGCAAUGGGAAAUCAUGAAAAGGCACUGCAUUAUGCCAAUCUCCAUUUGAACAUUUCAAAAGAAUUAGAAGAUCCUAUGGGUCAAGCUACAGCUCAAAUGAAUGUUGAUGAUUUACAAAAGAUUUUAGGCCUGGAGAAAGGGCAACAAGAAAAUAAUAAAGAAAAUAUUGCACAGAAACUAUCAGCUAAUAAUACAGGAUCAAAUGUUAAUAUAUCUUCACCUUGUAGAUAUAGACUUAGAAGGCAAAGUAUGGAUAACUUAGAUCUUAUUAAGCUUACCCCUGAUGCAAAAUUGAAAGAACAAGCUGAAUCUCAAAUAGACAAAAGCAACAAUGCAACUCCACAACUUACUCAAAAAGAAGAAGAUAGUUUCUUUGAUCUUUUGUCUCGUUUUCAAUCUGGAAGAAUGGAUGAUCAACGUUGUGCAUUGAAUACAAAUAGAGGUCAAAAGUUUAGACCAAUGACACCUGAAGUAUCUGAUUCAGAUGACAAAGAUGGAGAGGACUUGUUUGAGCUAAUUGCUGGUAUGCAAAGCAAAAGAAUGGACGAGCAACGGGUAACGUUGCCUUAUUUACCUGGCCUAAAUACUAACCAGGAUGCAGAUGAUUCUUUCAUUGAGAUGCUUGUCAGGUGUCAGAGUUCGCGUUUAGAAGAUCAACGGAGUCCUCUGCCUGCUCCAUCAACGGUACAAGAUGCAGAAGAAGAUCAUGGUCAAAGAAGUAAUGGGACUCAAGCAGGUUCCACAGUUCCUGAGGAAGAUCUUUUUGCUUUAAUUCAAAGACUCCAGGCGGGACGAAUGGAAGAUCAGAGAGCUUCAGGACCUCGCAAAAUGUGUUAAAAAAUACUUGCAUAUAAUGGCAGAAAGCGACUUAAAACUAAAUGAAAUCUUAAUACUAUCUAUAUCGAGUUUUAUAGCUAUGCAAUAGUUAUCUCAUUUUAUGAUUUCCAAACGUUUAGUGCUUAAUUGUACAGCGUCUCUCACUAAGUAAAUACGCGAAUGGCAGCUGCAGUUACUGAUCUAGAUUCAAGAAAAUCUAAAUUAUCCUACCCAUAAAAAGGAAUAUGUGCAUUUAUUGCUUAUGGAAUCAUUGUAUGAAUAUCACUAAUAUCUUAAAGAAUCGUCCACUGGGUCUCAGUUCCCCACUUUUAACUUGGAAUUGAAGUUUUUUUUUUACUACCUGAGUGUCCGUAAUAUAGUGCCAAAAUCUGUACAUAUGAAUCUAAGUUAUGCGCGUAAAAAGUCAAAAGUUAUGUAACAUUGACUAGAAAAUUAUCUUUUUUUUUCUUUUAGUGUUCAUGAAGUACAAUCGUAUUAUUUCAUAAUGGGAAAUAGGAAACUGGAUAAAUAAUGACUUAAAAAGAAAGAUAUUCAUUCUUGACCAGAGUAAACGAGCGACGUUCUGAACACUGCCAGGCUUAGAUCACGAAUCGUAUAAAAGUCUUGUUAAAGUAUAGAGUAUUGUAUAUUGAAGAUCUAUCAAUCCUGGCGUUAUCUGUUGCAUAUGCGGUAUUGGAACGAUUCAUUUGGUUACCGAUUAUUUUUGUAAAGGGUGGGAAUGUUUGUGAACCUGGGUGCCAAACGUUUAAUCGUUGGUUGCUAAUUAUUGAAAGCAAAGAAUGGAAUUGUUGGUCGUUGUAUAUUAUAUGUAUUGUUCUCUCUCUAUUGUACGUUGUCAAACGUAUGCUCACAAUCAAAAUGAGUAACACGUACGGUUAUAAUAAUUUAUAGCGAACGUUACCAUUUUUAUCUUAUGUCGUUCAUGUACUUCGUCCAUUUGAGGGGACGCUGACCGAGUACUUGAGAGGAGUGACGUUAAUCUCAAUAGUACCUAACUAAUUAAUCUGUAUAGUAAUUUUCCAAAGCGCUGAAACUUACUAAUGAACUUAACUAUAUACAGGGGAGUUCGAUUUAUGUGAAUUCUCUUAUCUAUAAACCUGAUACGAUGUAAUGUAUCACCUGAUCUCCUU